AUGAGUUGCACGAGUGCACACGCUUUCGACGUUAGGAGACAGUGCCUUGAAAUUAUCUCAGACAUAACAAAUAAACAGGAAGACUCGUCGGUAGACGAUAUAAACCUGGCAAGGAAAUGGCUUCUCUACUAUAGAGAGGUACCAACAAGACUUCAGGGAAAACUACCGCGGUAGGCCAAGCUAUCUAUCGGUAGGAUCGUUGGAAAUAGCGUCGAUCUUAAUUUUUAAGAUCCCAAAAAUGAACUGAAGGUUCAAAACUGUUAUUCUUGGCAGGUGUGGGUUGUCAGCUGUUAGCAUGGCAGCGGAAUUGAUAAAUUUAAAGAGAAUAGUGGGUGAUGACAAUGCUGUAUCAUCUGCACAGAAACCGUACGAGGAGGAAUUGAACAACUUACUGACAUUGGCAAAAUCCAGAGGUUUUUCUAAUCAAGGAGAAAUGUAUUCGGCAGAAAAUCUUGCUCAUCUUGCUGAGGAGUUUUAUGGUGUGAAAUGCUCAGUCAUAAGUAAUGCAUUCGAGGAUCAACACUCCACUGUCUCUCAAUUACUUAAGGGAUCAGCUGUGCUUGUCCCGUAUGAUGCUGAUAAGAACAAUAAACCCUGUUUGGAGAAUGGCCACCGAGCCCAUUGGGCUUUGCUCACAGGUUGGUUUUGAUUCUGAAUUUAUGUUCAUUAAAUCAGUGACACAACAAGAUUACUACAACGUAAGCCUCAGUAGAAAACUAAUAUUUUCUUGUAUUUUACACAGUACACUAGGCUUGAUAAGCAAGACUUUUUUUAAACCCCUAAUUCAUUUUCCACCUUGACCAAGAAUGUAUAACAUUCAGAAGAAAUACUUUGAAUAUAGUUUUGGUAUAGUAACUAACUUACUGACUUCUACAAUUCCAAAACUUUUCCAAUCUUGUUUCCUUUGUUUGAUGAUGUUGUUUCUUGAACAGAAAAUUGCAAGCAAUUAGUACCUGCAGUAGCAGAGAUUUUGCAGGCCAGAAAAAAAUUAAUAAUUGCCAUUUGGCACUAUGGAACUCCUGCUGGUGUUAAGGGGGAAAUUUUAAAAAACUUUUGCAAGUGAUGAGCUUUGUAGCAUUGAAAUAUGUUAUGCCCAUUUAUUUUAUCACUUUCUGUGCAAGGGCAACCUUAAAAUUUGUGACUUCAUAGUUAUUCAAUAAACUUAAGAUAGAAUGGCACUCACAUUGGGCAUUUAUAUUUUUCCUCUCAAAGGUGUCUUGUGUGAACUGUGCGACAACAGCAUCGACUGGACAUUGUUUGAGCAAGAUGUUGAUGUUCCCAUGUUAUUCUGUGUAAGUCCAUUACAAUCAUUUGCCUUACCCCCUAAUUGUAAACUGGGACAUGUUUACUUUUGUGUCAAGCAUGGUAAAUCAAAGCACACAGCUGUUUGGACCCUUGAGAGUUUAAAGAGUAGUAAUGCAAAUCUUUUGGAACUAGAUCCGAAACGAAGACUAGCUGGGAAUUGCAUUGUUCCCAGAGACGACCUAAGGGUUGGACUGUGUCAGAAAAUUGUACUUAUGUCUGGAAAAAGUUAG
Molecule: messenger RNA, 1535 nt
Organism: Pocillopora meandrina
Lineage: Eukaryota; Metazoa; Cnidaria; Anthozoa; Scleractinia; Pocilloporidae
Source: the annotation of a GenBank genome assembly